Molecule: messenger RNA, 1735 nt
Organism: Parasteatoda tepidariorum (common house spider)
Lineage: Eukaryota; Metazoa; Arthropoda; Arachnida; Araneae; Theridiidae
Source: RefSeq, a predicted model, not a curated record
AUUUUAUUUUUGAUGAAAAAGAGUACCAAGGAUACAAUAAUCAAUAUACGUUAAAAAACUAACUAAAAUAGAUUUAAAUGCUCUAAUUCAAAAGAGGUUUUUGUUUAAAAAUUUAUAUUGCUCUUAAUUCAGCUGUUAAUUAACAUUUUAAACUGUUGUUUGACAUAAUUAAAUUAUUUCGUCUGCAGUUAAAAAAAUAGAUAUGGUUUUUACUGUAGGGGAUCGAUUUGAAAGUUUUAGUGCCUUCCUAGGAGCUUUGGAAAUAUUCAAGGUAGAAACUAAUACAGAUUUCAAAGUCUAUGGGUCAAAGUCAUUAGAUGUAGCUAGACAGUAUCAUCCUAAAAGGCUUGCAAAUGUUCCAGCAAUAUUAAAGUACUAUAAUAUUAAGUUUAUAUGUAGAUAUGGAGGCAACUUCAAGAGAAGUAAAAGUUCACAAGGACUUCGAAACACAUCGACUAGGAUAAUUGGAUGUGAAGCCUUUAUUUAUUUAACAUUAUCUGAAGAUUCUAAGGCUCUAGUAAUUGGAAGCUUAUGUUUAGAACAUAAUCAUGAUUUAACUCGGACAUUUGAAUAUGUACCCAGGAAAAAGCGAAGUCGUGAACUGAGAAUGAAAUUAAACAAUAUAGAAGUUUAUCAGCAAGAAAAGUUGAAAAACAGAAAAAAACCAUUGGUACAAAGAAUGAUUUUUAAACGGAGAAAAAAUGUAGAAAGUUCAGUUUUCGUAACACAGGAUUUAUCAAACUUAAAUGUAUCAAAUGAAUAUGCGCAAAUAUCAGGGCCAUAUGAAGCAGAAUCAAUGAACAAUCCUGACAACAAUUCUUCACAUUUUGUGCAAGAAGGGGAAGGAUCAGAAUUUGUAUCUGGUGAACAACUGUGUAGAUGUGGAUUUGGAACAUCGGAAUUAACUAAACAAGAGUUGAUGCUAAUGGAAGUCGAGGAACAUAAUCAUCGUUUGGAAAUAUUAGAGCUUCAGGAAGCUUUCCAAAUUGAAAGAAUUGAAAAAAUGCGAUACUUACAAGAUCUAAAAAUUCAAAAGGCAGAACUGGAUCUUCAGACUAGAAAUAGUGAAUAGAAUAUUGUUUUUAACCUGGUUUUGUUCUAUAUAAGUUUUGUUUUACAUGACAUAUUGAAAUUUUUAUAUUGUAAAUACACGUUAAUCAAAUCUUGUUUUUAUUUGUAAAAUAUCCUUUGUAUGCAAUAAAAAUAAAAUUUGAAAUUAAAAAUAAAAUUUAAAAAUACAUUGUUCUUUCAAAUAGUCUUAACAUGUAAUAACAGAGCAUUUAGUCAUUUUUAUUCAUAGCCUAUUGUAAUAAAUGAUUGUUCCUUAUUCACAAAAGAAAAGAAAAAACGCUAUUUAGAAAAAGUACGUUAACUGUAUUGUUUAGACUCUGAAUAAUCUACAAUUUUUAUGGUUGUUCGAAAAUGAUUUGAAAGGUAUAAUUGUGAUAUAUUAGCUGUUUUUAACAAAUUAUUAAUUAUAUAAUCAUAUCAAAUAAAAUUCUUAAUGAUGCAAAAAAAAAUCUUAAUGUGAAUUAAGUCACUUAUUUUUUUGUAGUUAGUUUAUUACUCAGUAAAAUAUGAGUGGUAUCGAAAAUGUAACCUCAUUACAUCUUUUAGUAUUAUAAUAAAAGAAAUUGCCUUGCAUUUUUAAAAAUUUUAAUAACAAUACCAUUUGAUAAUAAAAGUUAUUAUUUCAUAUAUUAUCUUAUAUCUUUGAAUAAAUGAAUUCUAUAAA